This is a messenger RNA of Pseudonaja textilis, 5261 nucleotides long. It is a transcript of the gene CCP110, whose product is annotated as centriolar coiled-coil protein 110. Gene Ontology annotation, cellular component: centriole. The record is from RefSeq and is a predicted model, not a curated record. NCBI's taxonomy places the organism in Eukaryota, Metazoa, Chordata, Lepidosauria, Squamata, Elapidae. Gene Ontology annotation, biological process: regulation of cytokinesis; ciliary basal body organization; centrosome duplication.
UCGGUGGGAAGGAGCGGCGAAGGCGCGCAGUUUGCGCUCGUUGCAAGCGGGGCGGACGAGGGGAAGCUCGCUCAACUGCAUUAACGAUGGAGGAAUAUGAGAAAUUCUGCAAGAAGCACCUGGCUAGGAUACAAGGAGAGUUUAUGGAGAAUGGAAUGUCUCCCAUUGUUCAGCCUAGAUAUGUAUCCCUUAUUCGAUUUAAUGGGGUCCCUGUGCUUUCUCCUCUGCUGACUCUGGAGAAGAAGAAAGAGCUUCAGCAGGACAGACAGAAGGCUCUGGACCUAGAAUGCUGGAGACAGAAUUCCAAGCAGAGGCUUUUGCUGACCCGGGUUGAGGAAAUAAUGGCCAAUGUGCAGAUGAAAAAGAUGUCCAGCCAAAGCGAUUUAGACCAGUCUGAGAAAGAGAAUAUCCAUUUGGAUUUAGAAUCAGAAGUGCUGAGCGGCUCUGCAACAGAACCCUGCAGCCUUUUGCUGAAUUCUACUGCUUUGGGUGAACAUCAAGAACCCCCAAAGGCCCCAGAUGUUAAGCCAGUGGAGACCCAGGGUGCAGCAAUCAGGAACGCUUUUGAAGGCACGGAACAAUUUAUCCCUCCUAAUCCCACAGAAACUUCCAGUAGUCCUUUAGAAAAGAGAAUUGGCUCAGGAGGUCCGUUUUCCAGGCCUCCAAGCCCACCUCCUACCAAAGAGAUUGCCAAGAAAGAUUCCACUGAGCCCGGCCUCGGUGCUGGGGAAGGUACCGACCCAUACGUCAUGAGCCUUCAGAACCUCUUAAAAAAAUCCAGGGAGUACAUUCAGAGAGAACAGACGCGACGGAGUCUGCGAAACAGUUCCAAGAGAAACAGCCCCGGAAGCCACCCGGAUAAAGAAAACAGUGCAGUGAAAAUGAACGAGCUGGGGAAAGAGAGAGGAAAAUUGACAGGCAGGAAUAUUCCGGUUGCAACCCCGGAAAAAACCGGCCUUGUCAAGCCCGGUGCUCCUCAACCUUCCUUAACCUCUAAAAAUCAUUCCGGUGGAGUGACCUCACCCAGUUUUUCUAAAGUCGAUAUCCCAAUGAGGUCCGGAACGCCUCCCAUUUUGGACUCGGAUUCGGAUGAAGACUUCAAAAACCUCUCUCUCUUUGGGAAGGACAGCCUGCUCCGGACCUUCACGGGGUCUUACUCAAAACUUCCCAGUCCGGAGCCAAGCCUGAGCCCCAAGAUGCACCGGAGACGGCCCAGGCCCUCUUCCGUAGGGCACAUCGUCAUCACCAACCCCGUGAACGCCUACGAGUUGAGUCCCAAAGCCAAGGGAAGAGCUGCGGACUUGAUCGUUCAGGAGGCCUCCGCUCCUGUGCCAAACCUCUCUGCGGAUCUCGUCCCUGCGUCUCCCCGCAAAGCUCAGGCGUUUGACAAGAGCUCUUCCAAUACCUUCAAUGAGCUUGUCGUGGGGAAACGCAACGAAGCAUCUCCACUUCCGGCGCGUCAGCAAGAAGGCGGAAACUCCCUGGCCCAUCCCACCGUAGGAGAGUUGACGUCAGAAAACGGAGCGGCAUCGAGCAGUUGCCUUGCAAAUCUCAGCCCCUGGCAGCUGCAGGAUGGGAGCGGUGCCCGGUCGACCCAGAACCCAGCCAAGACCGAUAGCCCAUCGGACAAAGUCAAGGGCAGUGGGGCCACGGAACUCAACAAAUCCUACGACGUUCAGCACCCGUCGCCCUUGCUGAUGCAGAUGCAGUGCAAGCCACCUCUGGAUACCCUGGAAGUGACCCUCGGAAACGAGCAGGUAUCAGAAAACAGGUUGGAAAAGGUGAAAUGUAGACUUGAGCUGGAGGUGGACGCGGUGCAGAAGGAGAACACGCCGAGGGUUGCGCCCGCGGAAGAGAGACGAUGGCCACACGACCAGAGGUAUCCGGGUAGAGCUGGGCUCGAGGCCGAGAGCGAAACCCCACCACGAUGCCUCAGAGAAGAGGAAGCAUUAAGGCAGAAGAUGUGGGCCCUUGCAGAGCUGAGGCAGAAGCUGGAAGAACAACAUGCCCAGCAGUUGUCGUUGUUGAUAGCAGGGCAAGAACAGGAACAAGAGAGGCUCCAGAAGGAGAUCGAAGAGCAGGCGCGGAGAUUAAAAGAGGAAAAAAACGCAACCGAAAGUGGGAUUCCCCCCCUUAAUCUCGGCAGCGGCGUCGCUCUGGAGUGGAGGAAAAUCACCGAUAGUAAUCUGCUGGAAUCCGUGCUGAAUCGAGUUGAGGCUGCCCACAGCACCACCUUGGAAAAUGAGGGUUUUGUGAACGCUGGAUCUCCAUUCUACCUCUGGGAGCAGCCAGCAAGCGGAAAAUCGGUCGUGGUAUCCAGGUCUAUUAGCCGGAGUAAAAUGAGGUGGUCACAGGUAUACAGCCCUGCCAUGAAAAGGAGAUUCAACAAGAUCUCUGCUCUAGCCAAGGGAUUUUUAACCAGAAGACUCUUGCAGACAGAGAAGCUAAAGCAUCUGAGACAAACGGUCCAUGAUACGAUGGAGUUCAUCAAAAACUUCCAGUCCGAAGCUCUGUCCAAGAGGGGAAACCUCCCCACUCAAGAUGCCAAUCUCCAAGAAAGAGUGGUUGCUCAGCUGCAGGCAGCCCUAUAUGAUAUUCAUGACAUUUUCUUCAAAAUGGAGGCGUCGGAAAGGAUGAGCAUCUUACGUCAAGAUCGAGAAAUCCGCAAAGAGAAAAUGCUUCGGCAGCUGGAUAAAGCCAAGUCCCCAAGAGACAAAGUGGCCCUUUCUACAGCUACGCAGAAGUCGCUGGAUAGGAAGAAGUAUAUAAAGGCUACUGAAAUGGGAAUCCCAAAUAAAAAAAACCCUGGGAAGCAAAAGAUCUUCGAAAACAGAGUCCUUCAGCCCAACCAAGGUCAAAACGCUCCUAUCCAAAGGCUGCUGUCCAGACAAGGAACCUCUAAGGCCUCAGUGAAAGGGGCCGAGCAAAAUAGAAAGAAACCCUCAGACCACAGAGUGCCUAGCAAGGGCUUUUCAGGAGUAUCUGCCGGAAGAAUCCCAAGAAAGAAGCCAAAUGUUGCGACAACCUAAGAAGACAGCACUCCCUUGGCUAGAAAGUGGCUUAGCAUUGUCCUUCAACGUUCUCCAUACCUUCCUUCAAAGAAUGUGAGGCGUGGUCCUGUUGAAAGAGUCUCUGGAACGGAGAUGUGAAGGCGAAGGAAAUAUGAAUGUGAAUAUGAAGACGAGCCUUCUGUUUGAGUUCUGGGUUUUUGCGCUUUGCUUACUCCCUCAAGUAGAUAUUUUUCAGGGGGAUUCUUCCAGCAAUCCUUUUAGCCUGGGCUGCAUUUUUUUCAAUUGUGCAAUAAAUAACCCGGAAGUGUGAUGGCUUUAGAUGUCCCCACAUUCUUGUUUCUCUCUGACAUGCUUUGGGAUAGUUCAAAAGCACUUCUGAAAAGGAAAUUUUUUGUUUCAGCUUUCUGGAUCGUUUUCAAAGAUGGCUGCACUUUUGUGUUACACAAAAUUUCUCUUGGCCACUUCAGUCCUCUAUAAUCAGGAGGGUCAUGAUGGUGAACAUACGUUUCUUUAGGCUUUCAGCACAUAAUCAGAGGGUAUAAAUAUUGUAUUCACCCACUUCCUUUUUUCUGGCUAUAGUCUUGUUUCUGAGCAUGCUGUGAGAUCUAGUUUAUAAAAUGCUAUCAGACUUGAUUUUUGUAGUAAGCAAACUAGAAAUCUCUUUAACAAAUGCUAACAACUAUUAGGUGGGCAGGGAAGGUUAUUUUGUUAAACAUUUGCCUCCUUUCUCUUUUUAAAUCCAAAUAUUUGGUGGCAUUCUCUAUAAACAACAUUAGAAUAAUAAAUAACCAGUGCUAAUAGUAAAUUGGAACAUUGUGCAACUUAUAUUAGUCGAAGGUUACUUACUUAACUUUGGGCUAAUGGUAAAUUGGAAUAACGUUGUCCAUCUUUGCUCUUUCAACGUAUAACAUGAGAUCAAUCUUAAUUUCACAGAAAAGCUAGAUGAACAAAACCAUUUCAAAAUACAAAUUGUAUUUAUGUAAAUAUUGUUUUGGAGGUGGGGGAAAGGCGGAGUGGAUUUUAGUGUGGUUUUGAAAGAUUGAAACAAGACCAUGUUGGGAAAUAAAUUGGUGUGCUGCUUUUAGCUUAGUAGUGCUUUAUCCCAGUAUCAUAUUUAGUCACAGUUAAUGUCUAAUGUUAAUUUGCUUGUUCAGUUGAUAUUAAUAUUUUGCCAAUGGUAGAGGUUUCAGAUGUGGCGUCACUUAAAUCAUUCCCACAAAUUGAAAAAUUAAGGUUCAGCUAAAAAAAAAGGGGGUUAACUUAUACAUGGAUACAGUUAUUUAUACUUAUAAACAUGUGUAUCUUCUAAUGCUUUUAUUACAUCAUGCAGUGUUUUAAAAUCACAUUUGGAACUGUGGCUGCCUUGAUGCCAGUGUAAAAAAAAAAAGUCAAAGAUUAUUGAUAGAAUGAUAAACCAAUCUUGCUGGGUUAUCUUGGUUUAUUGUAGACAAAAAUCCCACACAAAUGGAUAAACAAUAAUAUAAAAUUUUAAGCAACACCCAUCCCCAGUCCCUGGAUUUCUCAGUCUGACUAAACCAGGAUGUAUAAGCAAACCCCAGCUUGGUUAAGAGCAUUUGGUCAAAUACGCUUCUGAUUUGAACUUUGCACAAAUGCUUUGUAUUUCUGGCUUUUUAAAAAUCUGCUUCUUUGCUUGUUUUUAUCUGCUUAUCUGAAGGGAGGUCUGAAAUAGGAGUCAACUACAGAGAUUGGCUCUGCUUUAAUGGUAAAAAUGGACACGCCACAAAUUGUGAUGUAACCAAUCAUGGUUUUAAAGAUUGCCCCUGGCAAGGGCUUGUCACGGAAAUAUUUCACUGCAUUCUGAUUUUAAAUCUAUUUUCAAUGCUCUUGUCUUGCCUGAGGUUCAAAAAAACUGAAGAUUCACAAGCUGACUUAAACAUUGCGAUUGUUACCUUGCAUGUUAGGCUACAGUUUACAUGUGUCGAUGCUAAAAGUAAUCUAAUUGUGUGCUGUGGAGUUAGACAUAGGCUGCAUGUAAAUAGUACAAGUUCAGUAAUUUAAGUGGACCUUUUUAAUAUUUUAGCACAAAAUGUUUUAUUUAUAAAUUAACAACAUAUGGUCUUCUGUUUACUAGUGCCAGGAUGCCUUUUGUAACUUAAUGUUUCAUAUUUAUUUAUUCUCAAUAUUUGUUUGCCUUAUUUUUGAGUGGAAUGCCAUGCUAUUAUAAGCCUUAUUUUUGUACAUUGGUUUUCACCUCUCCUUUUUAAAAAUUUCUUUAAAUAUAUUACACAA